Messenger RNA from Quercus lobata, 2316 nucleotides. RefSeq names its product probable alkaline/neutral invertase D. The transcript is spliced from 5 exons. Gene Ontology annotation, biological process: sucrose catabolic process. Gene Ontology annotation, molecular function: sucrose alpha-glucosidase activity; endo-alpha-N-acetylgalactosaminidase activity. NCBI's taxonomy places the organism in Eukaryota, Viridiplantae, Streptophyta, Magnoliopsida, Fagales, Fagaceae. The record is from RefSeq and is a predicted model, not a curated record. Bases 188 to 1897 code for a protein of 569 amino acids.
AGAGACGUGAUUCUUUCCGCUCAUGGUCGGCUCUUCCAAGGUCUCUGUUCUUCGUGUUUUGGGUUUUUCUUCAUUGACAUUUUAGCCUCAUAUUGGUCUGGUUCUAGUUUACUUCAAAGUGUGACUGUUUUACUUCUUGUAAAGCAGACUUUCUGACCCUCAUAUUGUUGUUGUCGAGAUUUCAAGAAUGGCUAUGAAUUUCACGGAAAAUAUGUACCAAAAUGGAAGUAAGAAAAGUGUUGAGAAUUCAGGCUCUAUAUUUGAAAUUGAAGAUAUUUUGAAGACAUUGGACAGACCAAGAACGAUUAAUAUAGAAAGGAAUAGAUCAUUUGAUGAAAGGUCAAUGAGUGAACUAUCAAAUUGUCAAUCGCCUCGUCAAUUUUUCAAAGAUCCUGAGUAUUCAGUUCAUGUGGAACAUCUUGAGUCUAUAUAUUCUCCGUCUAGAAGGUCUGUUUUCAACUCCCCGAGAGCAAAUGGAUACUUUGAGUCACAUGCCAUGGUAGCUGAUGCAUGGGAAGCUUUGAGGCGUUCUAUGGUUCAUUUCCGUGGGCAGCCUGUUGGGACCAUUGCUGCUGUUGACCAUUCUGUCGAAAAAGUUAAUUAUGAUCAGGUCUUUGUUAGAGAUUUUGUCCCAAGUGCCCUGGCUUUUUUGAUGAAUGGGGAACAUGAAAUUGUCAAAAAUUUUCUUUUGAAAACUCUUCGCCUUCAAUCAGGGGAGAAGAGGAUAGACAAGUUCAAAUUGGGAGAAGGAGUUAUGCCUGCAAGUUUUAAAGUGCUCCAUGACCCUGUAAGAAACAAUGAGACUUUGGUUGCAGACUUUGGUGAGAGUGCAAUAGGAAGAGUAGCUCCCGUAGAUUCUGGAUUUUGGUGGAUUAUACUACUCCGUGCAUAUACAAAACAUACAGGGGACUCUUCCCUGGCAGAAUUGCCUGAAUGCCAAAAGGGUAUGAGACUUAUUUUGAGUUUGUGUAUCUCAGAAGGCUUUGACACAUUCCCAACCCUGCUGUGUGCUGAUGGAUGCAGUAUGAUUGACCGCCGAAUGGGAGUAUACGGGUAUCCUAUUGAAAUUCAAGCACUGUUCUUCAUGGCUUUAAGGUGUGCUUUGCUUCUACUUAAGCAAGAUGAUGAUGGAAAGGAACUUGUGGACCAAAUAGUUAACCGCCUCCAUGCUCUAAGCUUUCACAUGCGGAGUUACUUUUGGCUGGACUCAAAGCAGCUCAAUGACAUAUAUCGUUAUAAAACUGAGGAGUACUCUCACACUGCAGUUAACAAGUUCAAUGUCAUGCCUGAUUCUCUUCCAGAUUGGGUGUUCGAUUUCAUGCCAACUCGUGGGGGUUACUUUAUUGGUAAUGUGAGUCCUGCAAGAAUGGAUUUCCGUUGGUUUUGUUUGGGUAAUUGUGUGGCAAUUUUAUCAUCUUUGGCGACACCUGAGCAAUCUGCAGCUAUAAUGGAUCUCAUCGAAGCACGUUGGGAUGAGUUGGUGGGACAAAUGCCACUGAAAAUUUGUUAUCCUGCCAUGGAAAGCCAUCAGUGGCGAAUUGUAACUGGCUGUGAUCCAAAAAACACUAGGUGGAGUUACCACAAUGGGGGCUCUUGGCCAGUACUUUUAUGGCUACUCACGGCUGCUUGUAUCAAGACUGGACGUCCGCAAAUUGCAAGACGUGCCAUUGAACUAGCUGAAAGCCGAUUGUCCAAAGACCACUGGCCGGAAUAUUAUGAUGGAAAGCUUGGGAGAUACGUCGGAAAGCAGUCUCGAAAGUUCCAAACUUGGUCUAUUGCAGGGUACUUGGUGGCUAAGAUGAUGCUUGAAGAUCCUUCUCAUUUGGGAAUGAUAUCACUUGAGGAAGACAAGCAGAAUAACCAAGUUAUAAAAAGAUCUGCCUCGUGGACCGCUUGAUUCUUCCUUGUCUACGUUUGAGCAAUGCCUCAGAUAUGUCAAAUGGGGCAAUUGAAUUCAUAACCUUUGAAGGUUGAUAAAUUGUUAUAUUUGUUCUCUCAGUAGAAUGUUAUGCUGUUUUCCAUAUUGCUGUUCGAGAGGAAAGUUGAUGUGUUGUUUUGCAUCUGCUUUCCUUUAUUCUUGACCUGGACAAAUAUGAAGAUGUGUAACUCAAUAAAACCAGAUUGCAUUGGGGUCUUAACUCUUAAUGCAGCGUCUAGUUUAUGCUCCUGGAGCUUCUUUUUUUUUCGCCCAGGGUCUCUUAGUGGUCUCGGGCCUCGUCCAUAAAAUUGCUCGUUGGGCCUCUUUUUUUAUAAUUUGGAGACUUCAACCCAUCAGUUUUAUCCCAUUUUGGGCCUUUAUAGAUGAUGACGGGCAGU